This is a messenger RNA of Tilletiaria anomala UBC 951, 432 nucleotides long. Its product is annotated as putative 40S ribosomal protein S16. The record is from RefSeq and is a predicted model, not a curated record. NCBI's taxonomy places the organism in Eukaryota, Fungi, Basidiomycota, Exobasidiomycetes, Georgefischeriales, Tilletiariaceae. The transcript has 3 exons. Gene Ontology annotation, molecular function: RNA binding; structural constituent of ribosome. Gene Ontology annotation, cellular component: cytosolic small ribosomal subunit; ribosome. The coding region runs from base 1 to 432 and encodes 143 amino acids. Gene Ontology annotation, biological process: translation; maturation of SSU-rRNA from tricistronic rRNA transcript (SSU-rRNA, 5.8S rRNA, LSU-rRNA).
AUGUCCAACUCACAAGCAGUCUCCUGCUUCGGCAAGAAGAAGACCGCCACGGCGGUCGCCCACGCCAAGGCUGGCAAGGGACUUAUCCGUGUCAACGGUCAGCCCAUCCACUUGAUCAAGCCAGAGGUCCUUAGGUGGAAGGUUUACGAGCCAGUCCUGGUUGUUGGCGAGGACAAGUUCGCUCCCGUCGACAUCCGCGUUCGCGUUUCCGGCGGUGGUCACACCUCGCAGGUCUACGCCAUUCGCCAGGCGAUCGCCAAGGCGCUCGUUGCAUACUACGCCAAGUUCUUCGAUGCUUCUUCCGCCCUCGACCUGCGACAGCUGUUCGUCAGCUACGACAGGACGCUCUUGAUCGCUGACCCGCGCCGCAUGGAGCCCAAGAAGUUCGGUGGACGGGGUGCGCGUGCGCGCAGGCAGAAGUCAUACCGUUAA